AUGAGGGCUUUGAUAUGUGUUCUAACUGUGUUCUUCGUGGCAACUGUUACCUCUCGAAAAUUAACCUCAGCCAAUAAUGGCUGGCUUCAAGGACGCUGUGGCUACUAUAAUCCGGCGGAGGAGAUGUGGUUUUCCCAUGAGUUCAACGAGAGGGUAAUGUUGAACUGGGCUGUCAAAAUCUAUUCAGAAUACCUGACGAUUGUUGAUGGAACCGAGAUGGCUGUAACAACGAUGGCUCCAGGAGCAAUCCUUACUCCGUUUCAUAUUCUGACUGUCAAUUCUAUCAAACAUGUCAAUGAGAGCCUCAGUUUGACUAACAUGGAAACGAAUAUCAAGAAUUUUUCCUGCGAUGGCAACCACUUGAUCGUUCCUGAACAGUUCUAUCCCAGUUUUGAUUAUGAUUUGGAAUGGUACAGGAAAUUCAAUCGAUCCCGGGUCUUUGAAAACGAGGUGGUCAGAAUCACGGUUCUUGAUGGCUGCACUGAGUUGACUCCUACCAAUUUGAUGGUACUCGAGAUGAAAAAAUCAGUCCUGAAACCACCUUCAACUGCUCAUCAUUCAUUCAAGUCGAUUGUUUAUCCUGUCUGUGUUGCAAACUCGACGGCAAUAUGGUGGUCAUUGGAUGCCCAUUAUGGAUACCAUCUCAGCGAAGGAAAAUUUGCAGCAGACGCGUUCAAACCAGUCAAGUGUGAAACCGACGGACCCUACUUAUGCGCUAAAAUGGAUGAAUCUGGACCAUGCAAGAUGAUGCGCGGUACAAUUGUUGUGAGAAGAUAUUCCUUUGCUUCCCAACUUCUUGGAGUUUCCUUCGACUGUCAAACGGAUUCGGCAGGAAACAAUAUAUACCGUUUCCUGGAUCUCACUCAUCACAUGGAGAUGAUUUGCGAGGUGACUGGAAAUUGUGUCACUCCUGACGUGCCAACAACAACAUCACCAUCUACCACUUCAACUUCAGCAUCAAAUGCAACAAUGCCAGCCACCGAUGAGUCUACCGUAUCCGAUGUCGAGGAGAAAAAGUAG
Molecule: messenger RNA, 1020 nt
Organism: Caenorhabditis remanei
Lineage: Eukaryota; Metazoa; Nematoda; Chromadorea; Rhabditida; Rhabditidae
Exons: 3
Coding region: 1-1020 (339 amino acids)
Source: RefSeq, a predicted model, not a curated record